This is a messenger RNA of Schistosoma haematobium, 4571 nucleotides long. RefSeq lists its product as uncharacterized. The record is from RefSeq and is a predicted model, not a curated record. NCBI's taxonomy places the organism in Eukaryota, Metazoa, Platyhelminthes, Trematoda, Strigeidida, Schistosomatidae. The transcript has 5 exons. Bases 1339 to 2214 code for a protein of 291 amino acids.
CUGUGAUUGGAUGUCAGAAUUUUGAUUUUUGAAUUUGAAAUUUAACGAUAAUGAAUAAAUCUUUUUGUGUAAUCUUAGUCUUGUAAGAAAUUUAGAUAUUUUAAGAAAAAAACACUAACUUAAGUGCAAUCCUACUGUCACUGAAUGCGUAUUGGGAUAAAUUUUUGAUUUCCGAUCAACAAUUUUAAUGUCACGAGUACUUAUAUAUAUCACAUAAAAAGAAAGUUUUUGGAAAAAAACAACUGAAAACCGGUUUGAAUAUUUGAUAAUAGUGAUUACUGAGUAAGUUGUCAGAUGUGAUUUCUAGUGAAACUGAUAUGAAAAGUUUGGAUCAUGUAAUCACAUCCGGUACGGAUAUGUGCCCUUUAGGUAGCACUCCAUACAACGUAGUCAGUGCUGCCAGUUCAUAUACUUUUGCUGCCGCAAAUUCAAUCAACGAUGAAGAAGCUAUUUUAGGUAUGGAUGAUUCCCAAACACCAGCUACGUCACUUAGUGCAAGUCAACUGCUCAAAUUGAAACGUCUUCAUGAUGAGGUUGGGCGACCAAUUCAACGAAGAGACUCCAAAUCUCCUCGCUGCACUUCUCACACACCAUCACAGGCCCAGUCUCCCAUAUAUCUACCUGCUCGUUCUCAAAAUCAGUCACAAUCACUCGAAUCAGAAGCAAUUGUCACACGGUGCCCACAAACUUCCCAGCUUCAACAAUCUCAGCAGUCCAUUCAAUACACCUCGUCAGUAUUGUCAAACACCUCUGGGCUUAACUCCGAAUUUCGACCAUUCCCCGUGCAUUUAAAUCAAGACCCUGCUCAUAAAAGUAACCCAAAACUUGAAAUAGAUGAUGAUGACGAUGAUGAUAUGGAAGAUUUCGAGCUCAAAAACGUUACGAAAAUGUAUGAACCUUCUGUUGCUACUUCAUUUCAGUCUUCUUCUGUACCGUCUCAUAAGUUAACUUCAAAUCGUUUUUCGAUAACAGCGCCUUAUCUAGUGUACCAACAACUAUAUCUUCAGAACCAGAAGGUCUUCCUUUUAUGAGUGCUCACUACCCUUCAGUAAUGAGAUCACCUCGCAUAAAUUGGCCAAUUGGACGUCCUAUUUUUAAUCCAACACUUGCUGGCAGCUUGAGGUUGCCAUCACAAUGUUUUAAUCCUUUAGCACCUGCUACAGUUCGUUGUUUUACGGAAGCAGACCAAAAUACAGGUAGUCGUAUUUUUGGUCAAGGUCUUUCUACACCGCGAGCGUCAACGAAUGAAAGUGUUGGUGAUCACUUUUUACUGUCAGGCAAACCCUUCAUUUCCUCUUCCAUAUCUCCUAUUUUUCUGGUUCGGGUGGAAUUCCUAUUAUGACCACUGUCCAAUCCUCUACAAAUGCUUCUGUAUGUUCAGGGCCGCCUAAAAGAACAGUUGUCCACAAGUAUCACUCUUUUAGAAAAAUUUUACCGAAAUCAGAUAGACCAGUCAUGCUUCCGACUGCACCAGGAUUCAGCAUACCUCCAUUCAGUACGAAUACCGCAGCACUAGGUAGAUUUUCAGUAUCCAGUAGUAGUUUUGGCAUGUAUAGACCUGGUCCACUUAGUGCUAAUACUGUUUUACCUUGCGAAGUAACCACUAGCAGAACUUAUAUCAUGGACAUCGGCACAUCAAACCUAACUGAUGAUAGUUCAUCAAUUCCAAUUCGACGCAAUUUGUGUGCUACUUCUUUAGCGCUUGCUAACUCAAACCAGUCAAUAUUAGCGACUAAUCCAGCAUCUCAGUUACUUAAAAGCCUGCUCGAACGUGAUGACUCGCGCUCUGCCACCGGUGUUGUUACAACAUUUGCUGCAGAAAAUAAUUUGUCGUUUUCUAUGUCUACUGUUGUUAGCUCUUCAAGCUCCACUUCUGGAAGUGGGACUCCACUUUGGAAUCAGCCGGCUCAUCAGAGUCGUGGAACAUGGCAACUAGGUAAACGAGCUGUCAGUAGUUCCAACCAUCGCUCUCCUUCAGAUAGCGUAUCUCUCAAAAUAUCUCAGUCUGUUUUCCCUACUUCAUCCAACUCUCAGCCUCACUCCUCUCCGAAUUCAUCAAAUCCCCCACCUAUUCUCCCACCAACUUUACGUUUAACACCAGGACCUACUUCUCGAUUACAACAGCUUCAACAACAUUAUCAACGACAACAAGAGGCUCAAAGACGCUUCGAACAGGAUUCAUUAAGUAAACUAGGUGUUGCAGACAGUGUAUAAACAUAAGCCGUAGUUCACCUUCUCUUGUCGUCCGUAUUAAUACUAAAAAGAAAUGAAAAUAUUUAACUCAUGCUUGUUAAUCUGUAAAAUUGUUUGCCGCAUACACUGUAACUCACGUGUCAUUCCUUGUACACUAUAUCUCCACAAACUGGCAGCAACAACGGCUACUUUUCAGAUGUUUUUUUCUUUCUCCUUCUGGAUUCACAUCAUGGUGUAAAUAUGAUCUAAUAAAUAAUUACGUAUAUUUCAUAACUACGACUAUUAAUAAUCUAUUAAAAAUAUAUUUCUGCAUACAUUAUAGAUAAUUGAAAGUUGUGACUAUGUUUCUAGCAAUUCUACUUGUUAAUUAUUAAUGUGUAAUCUGAAUAUACAUGUAUGUAAUUCAUUCAGUCACAUUGUGAACGUGUAUUUGAUUGGAAGUUUUACCUGUUGAUCCACCUUCUCAUUCAUACAGAGUUCACAUCAAUGCAUUCUAUUUCAUAUUUAAAUAAAUUUUAUUCGUAUAUUUUUUAUUGUUCAGAAUAUUCAGACCAAAACAACAUACAUAGAUACAUAAUCCCAAAUAGUCCCUUCUCUAAUUCAUAGAACCUACGUAAUUUCCAUCUUCUUGGUGAGAUUUUUAACUCUCGCAAACAAAGCCUACAAACUCAACAUGAUAUAUAUAACGAAGUUUCUAUUUUCACUUGUGAUGUCUCUUCGUAAUUAUUUCACCAUUAUUUUCCUUAGCUUCAUGAUGUCGUAAUUGUCUUUUUCCUUAAAAGUAAACGUAUGUGAGAGCUUUAACUAUUGAAUCUUUCCUUUUAAACUACAAUACCACUAUUCAUUUAAUUAGUGAUAUUGUAGACAGCGACUGGUGUGAGAGUGUUAUAUGUGUUCGAUCUAUUUGGUCAUUUAUGUCAUAAUUAUUCAGUUAUAUUUAGAUAGUGAGUAACUAUACUGGAUUCAUUUUUCUCUUGUUUGCUCAACGUCUGAUGAGCUUUGUUUUUUAUUUUCAAAGCCAAGUGGAAACUUGUAAUUAUAAUAUUAAUGUAAAAAUCACAUAAAGUUAUGUUAAUAAUCACACUUACUUGUCAAACCUACCUCGUCUUACUGUUGCGUCUUAUACAAAACGGUAACUCCACAGAUAUAUGGGCGAUGGGCUUAUGGUUGUGUGUCCGAUUUCUAAACACUAGCCAGUAGGUUCGAAUCCCUCUGCCUAUUUUGCUCGGGUGGUAUCACAAACCCUCAUUUGUGGUGUGGUUCAAAGCCAAGCACAGGAAAUGUCUGCUUGAAGGGUUUAAUAAUUGAUGUCUAGUAACAACCAGGCUUAUUUGUGUUGUGGGACUAAAAAGAAAUAUUGAUUGACUCAUACUGGACAGGUUCAGUUGUGAGGACGUCAAUCUUGUUUUCUACAAAAUUUAUCUAUUCUAAUUAAAUUGACUGCGUUCUUCAGCUGGCCACAUUUUAUAUCUGCAGAAGGAUAGGAAAUAAGCUAAAAGACAAGAAGUGAAGAUUAACUAGAAAAAAAGCAAAUUCAAUUAGAGAGUAUCGAAUAUAUGGUGAUAAAUUGAUCAUGACUUAGUUGAACAUAAAGAACUCACUUGGGUUACUGUACUAUUUCUUGAAUACUGCCUUUUGAAUCAUGAUUACAGUUAUCGCGUAAAUCUUACGAAAUGACAAUUUUUACCCUGCUAAAUAGCUCAUGGACUAAUGUGAUGGAGUAGAUGGUGUUCGGGCUUUGGGUAAAGCAAACUUCCGUCUUUAAAAUCCUAACCAAAGUGGGUAAAAUAGGAUGAAUGAACAAAAAUCAGUGACUUCAUCGUAAUGUCUGAUUUGAUUGGAAGUUUGGGAAAAAGAGUCCUUAUUUGGUUAGUCCCUCAGUGGAGGUAUUAUAAAACUCGAGCCAUGAGACGCAGCUACAGUUGAGUCAGCACGAACUUCUUGCUUUGAAGGCCCGUUGAAGGAUGUGUAUACGCAGGUUUUGCGUUCCCGGAUUAUUUUUAAGAUUUUACAAAAGCUAUUUUCUAGCUGUCACAAGAUUCUUGUUAUUUUAUUUUAAGAUAGAAACAAUCAGUGACCAAAGUGAUUCGAAUUGAGUUAUGUCCAGCUUCCGAAACCCUGGCUAACCUAUCACUCACUUUAUUCAGUAAUCGUGGGUUUUGGUCCUUUAAAACACCUGAGGUUGACUCAAUAUCUAGGCGCUUUUGUCAUCCUCAAAUUCGUUAUGACUUUUCCAAUAUUGUUAUGAGAUGGAGCCCUGAAAUCUAUAUGUUGUGAAAUCAUUUAAUGAAUAGUGCGGAACUGAAGAUUAUCUGGUGUUUGCCGUCCAGUCACUCUAUCGCAAUAAUAAUCUUGCUAACUCCUAACUUUAAUCCCAG